AUGGGUGCUUGCAGCUCUUCUUGCUGCUCGGGCAAAUCCCGUGAUGGCCUAUACGAGAAUGUGCUCGCCGACAGCGAGCGGGAGGCUGUCGCCGACCUGCUACACUAUCUUGAGAACCGCGGCGAAACCGACUUCUUCUCGGGCGAGCCCCUCCGAGCUCUCAGCACCCUCGUCUUCUCAGAUAAUAUGGACCUCCAGAGGAGUGCAAGCCUGACGUUUGCUGAGAUCACAGAGAGAGAUGUCCGGCCCGUUGACCGUGAUACCCUCGAACCUAUACUCUUUCUUCUGCAAAAUUCCGACAUCGAGGUGCAAAGGGCAGCUAGUGCCGCACUGGGAAAUCUUGCUGUCAACACUGAGAACAAGGUUUUGAUUGUUCAACUGGGAGGACUGACACCUCUGAUCCGGCAAAUGAUGUCGUCAAAUGUCGAAGUCCAGUGCAAUGCCGUGGGUUGUAUCACCAACUUGGCAACGCACGAGGACAACAAAGCCAAGAUUGCCCGGUCUGGGGCUCUUGGUCCACUGACGCGGCUGGCAAGUUCCAAGGACAUGAGGGUUCAGAGAAAUGCCACCGGGGCCCUCCUGAACAUGACGCAUUCUGACGAGAAUCGGCAAGCGCUUGUAAACGCUGGCGCUGUACCUGUGCUGGUUCAGCUCCUGUCCUCCAAGGACGUGGAUGUCCAGUACUACUGCACGACGGCCUUGAGCAAUAUUGCCGUCGAUGCUAACAACAGACGGAAGUUGGCCUUGGAAGAAGAUCGCCUCGUGCAGUACCUGGUUAAACUCAUGGAUUCUUCGUCGCCCAAAGUCCAGUGCCAAGCUGCGCUCGCCCUCCGAAAUCUAGCAUCCGACGAAAAGUAUCAGCUAGAGAUUGUUGAGGCACACGGGCUGCCCCCCUUACUUCAUCUGCUCCAGUCGUCGUAUCUCCCCCUCAUAUUGUCGGCAGUAGCGUGCAUUCGCAAUAUCUCGAUCCAUCCCAAAAACGAGUCCCCGAUCAUCGAGGCCGGGUUCCUGAGGCCCCUUGUCGACCUCUUAGGGUCAACUGACAAUGAGGAAAUCCAGUGUCACGCCAUCUCGACACUCCGAAAUCUCGCAGCAAGCUCGGACCUGAACAAGGCCCUGGUACUCGAAGCCGGAGCUGUGCAAAAGUGCAAGCAGCUUGUUCUGGAGGUCCCUGUGACGGUGCAGUCGGAAAUGACGGCCGCCAUUGCUGUGCUUGCCUUGAGUGACGAGCUCAAGACGCACCUUCUGGAGCUCGGUGUAUUCGAGGUCCUGAUACCCUUAACAAAGUCCUCGAGCAUUGAAGUCCAGGGUAAUAGCGCUGCUGCGUUGGGGAAUCUCUCCUCGAAAGUCGGCGAUUACAGCAUUUUCAUCCAGAACUGGACUGAACCUAGCGAUGGCAUACACGGCUACUUGAGCAGGUUCCUCGCCAGCGGAGAUGCCACGUUUCAGCACAUUGCAAUCUGGACUCUGCUCCAGUUACUCGAGUCCGAAGAUCAGAAGCUCAUCAACCUCAUUGGCCAGUCUGUCGAUGUCGUUGACAUGAUCAAGCAGAUUGCCAACCGGCAAAUUGAGUCGGAUAACGAACUCGAAGAUGAUGACGAGAGCGAAGUCGUCAGCUUGGCCCAGCGCUGCCUGGAGCUCCUCGGGCAAGGAAUGGCGAAGAUUCAUAUUGAAGGUUGA
Molecule: messenger RNA, 1680 nt
Organism: Lasiosphaeria miniovina
Lineage: Eukaryota; Fungi; Ascomycota; Sordariomycetes; Sordariales; Lasiosphaeriaceae
Product: armadillo-type protein
Exons: 7
Coding region: 1-1680 (559 amino acids)
Biological process (GO): nucleus-vacuole junction assembly; vacuole inheritance
Cellular component (GO): fungal-type vacuole membrane
Molecular function (GO): protein binding; protein-membrane adaptor activity
Source: RefSeq, a predicted model, not a curated record